AUGGAGUACACUAACAAGAAUUUUCCACCCUUAAAAAAUGAUAGACUACUGAAAGCAGCUACUGGUAAGGAAGUUGAUAAAGUGCCUGUAUGGGUAAUGAGACAAGCUGGAAGAUAUUUGCCAGAAUUCCAAGCUGUAAGAGCUAAACAUGACUUUUUCACUGUUUGUCGGACUCCUGAACUCGCUUGUGAAGUUACUCUUCAACCUUUAAGGCGUUACGAUCACUUAGAUGCCUCAAUUAUAUUCAGUGAUAUCCUUGUUAUACCACAAGCAUUAGGUAUGACUGUGGAAAUGCAUCCUGGACUGGGCCCUGUUUUCCCUAACCCGCUUCAAGAUGUCUCAGAGAUUGAUGGACUCAAAGAAGAAGGUGCUGUUUCAAGACUGACAUAUGUAGGUGAUGCAAUUACAUUGACACGGCACAAAAUCAAUGGAAAAGUACCAUUAAUUGGUUUUACAGGAGCACCUUUUACUUUGAUGGGAUAUAUGAUUGAGGGUGGUGGCAGCAAAACUAUGUCUAAAACAAAGGAGUGGUUACAAAAAUAUCCAAAAGACGUUCACAGGUUACUUAGUUUGUUAACUAGAGUCAUAAUUGACUAUUUAGUUAUGCAGGUCGAAAGCGGAGCACAACUGAUUCAGGUUUUUGAAUCAAGUGCAGAUCACCUCACAAGAGAACAAUUUUCUGAGUUUUCGGCUCCUUACUUAAAAGAUAUAAGAACUUGUGUCCAAAAGAAAUUACAAGAAAAAACCUUAGAUCAAGUUCCUAUGACAGUCUUUGCAAAAGGAGGUGGACAUUCGUUAGAUAUACAAGCACAGAUGGGCUAUGAGACCAUAGGGUUAGAUUGGACUGUAAAUCCCAUUGAAGCAAGGAAAAUUGUAGGUGACAAUAUUACAUUACAGGGCAAUCUCGAUCCUCAAGAUUUAUACAAAACUCCAGAGGAAAUCAAGAAAUUAACUACAGAAAUGGUAAAAAAAUUUGGAAAGCAUAGAUAUAUCGCAAAUCUAGGCCACGGAAUAACACCACAAACGCCUUUAGAAAGCAUGACAGCUUUUACAGAAGCUGUUCAUGAAGCUGUUUAAUUUGAUAUAUUUUUUGUUUUUGUUAACAUGUUAUUUUUAUAAGGGAAUUAAAAGAGGGACACUUUUAUGUUAAUUAUUUUAAUGGAUUGUUACAAUUAUAAACUUACAAUUAUGUGGUUAAAGUUAAAAUUAAUAUAUGUUUACAUUGUAUAA
Molecule: messenger RNA, 1230 nt
Organism: Melitaea cinxia (Glanville fritillary)
Lineage: Eukaryota; Metazoa; Arthropoda; Insecta; Lepidoptera; Nymphalidae
Gene: Urod
Product: uroporphyrinogen decarboxylase
Exons: 7
Coding region: 1-1077 (358 amino acids)
Biological process (GO): heme biosynthetic process
Cellular component (GO): cytosol
Molecular function (GO): uroporphyrinogen decarboxylase activity
Source: RefSeq, a predicted model, not a curated record